Molecule: messenger RNA, 431 nt
Organism: Bombina bombina (fire-bellied toad)
Lineage: Eukaryota; Metazoa; Chordata; Amphibia; Anura; Bombinatoridae
Product: muscle M-line assembly protein unc-89
Exons: 7
Coding region: 1-378 (125 amino acids)
Source: RefSeq, a predicted model, not a curated record
AUGACUUUACCCACAAAAUCUCCUGGAACUCCUGAAAAGAAACAAAGAGGAGCAGAAAAAUCCAAUUUAAAACAAGUGAAACGUCCUGGUUUUCAAGAAAAGACACCAAAAGAAACAGAAAAGCAUCCAAUUAAGCUGGUAACUUCUGGGAUUCAAGAAAAGUCACACGGAGUGACAGAAACGUCUCCUAUUAAAAAGACAAAAUCUGACGGAACUCCUGAAAAGAAACAAAGAGGAGCAGAAAAAUCCAAUUUAAAACAAGUGAAACUUCCUGGUUUUCUAGAAAAGACACCAAGAGAAACAGAAAAGCAUCCAAUUAAGCUGAUACCACGAGGAGAAGUCACAGAUAACUCCGUGUAUGAGAACCUACCAUCUUAAUUUGCAUGAAGUUGUGAAGUUCCUGUUCAUUAAAUCCAUGAAAAUCUUCAAAA